AUGGAGGGUACUGACCCUAGUUUACCCCAACUUUCCAAGUGGAAAUUGCACAUUGUGUCGGAAAACAACUUUCCGACUGCUGCUGGGUUGGCAUCUUCCGCUGCUGGGUUCGCUGCGUUGGUUGUAGCCAUUGCUAAAUUAUUCAAGUUGCCCCAAGACAUGUCGGAGAUUUCAAAGAUUGCCAGAAAAGGCUCUGGAUCUGCAUGCCGUUCGCUUUUCGGAGGCUACGUUGCCUGGGAAAUGGGUGACUUGGAGAAUGGAGAAGACUCCAAGGCGGUAGAAGUGGCACCUGUCAGUCAUUGGCCAACGAUGAAGGCUGCAAUUUUGGUGGUGAGCGACGACAAAAAAGACACUCCAUCGACAUCAGGAAUGCAGACAACGGUUGCAACUUCCGACUUAUUCGAGCACAGAAUCAAAAAUGUUGUGCCUGCAAGAUUUGAGGAGAUGAAAAAGUCGAUCCACGAUAAGAAUUUUGAGGUGUUUGGGAAACUCACUAUGCAAGAUUCAAACUCGUUCCACGCUGUUUGUCUUGACUCUUACCCACCAAUCUUUUAUUUGACCGACACCUCAAAGAAAAUCAUCAAAUUAGUUCACCAAUUGAACGAUGCAGAAGGAAAAAUCAUUGCUGCGUACACCUUUGAUGCGGGACCAAACGCCGUCAUUUACUAUGAGCAACAGAAUGAGAGCAAAGUGCUAGGACUCAUUCACAAGCAUUUCAGCCUGAUUCCUGGGUGGGACAAAGUUGACACAAGCAAGUUGGAAACGGUGGAUAUUGCAGCCGAUGAAAAUAUUCACAAGGGGGUUUCCAAAUUGAUUUUGACCCUGGUUGGUUUGGGACCACAGGAAACGUCUGAAUCACUAAUCAGCAAAACCGGUGAGCCACUUUCCACGUAG
Meyerozyma guilliermondii ATCC 6260 is the source of this 894-nucleotide messenger RNA. RefSeq names its product diphosphomevalonate decarboxylase (gene MVD). Gene Ontology annotation, cellular component: cytosol. Bases 1 to 894 code for a protein of 297 amino acids. The record is from RefSeq and is a predicted model, not a curated record. Gene Ontology annotation, molecular function: diphosphomevalonate decarboxylase activity; ATP binding. Lineage: Eukaryota; Fungi; Ascomycota; Pichiomycetes; Serinales; Debaryomycetaceae. The transcript has a single exon. Gene Ontology annotation, biological process: isoprenoid biosynthetic process; isopentenyl diphosphate biosynthetic process, mevalonate pathway.